Messenger RNA from Tribolium castaneum (red flour beetle), 1652 nucleotides. Its product is annotated as facilitated trehalose transporter Tret1. Gene Ontology annotation, cellular component: membrane. Gene Ontology annotation, biological process: carbohydrate transport; transmembrane transport. The transcript has 2 exons. Lineage: Eukaryota; Metazoa; Arthropoda; Insecta; Coleoptera; Tenebrionidae. Bases 64 to 1437 code for a protein of 457 amino acids. Gene Ontology annotation, molecular function: sugar transmembrane transporter activity. The record is from RefSeq and is a predicted model, not a curated record.
CACAAUCAAUUAUCAUGAAGAGAAGAUAAAAUAGCUCGUCGCUUUCAAACACAUUUCACAAACAUGUUGAAGUUGUUAAGCUACAGUUUACUAACAGUUUUGACUGUCGACCUUUUGGCCACUUCUGGCGACAUCACAAUGACAUGGACCUCCCCUGUCCUGCCAAAACUGUACUCAAACGACUCCGAUACCAACCCAUUGGGCAAACCCAUCGAUCCAGACAUCGAAUCCUGGAUUGCUUCCUUGAUAAAUAUUGGUGCUAUGGUCGGCCCGUUCCCAUAUGGGUUCAUUGCCGAGAGAUACGGACGCAAAGUUAGCCUUCUUUUGAUCGCAAUCCCGCACAUCAUCUCCUACGUAACCUUCGCAAUGUCGAAAACAGCCUAUUUGUAUUAUUUUGGCCGACUUUUGGGCGGUAUUGCCGUCGGUGGUGGUUACACAGUCCUUCCAAUGUACGUGGCAGAAGUGGCAGAAGACUCAAAUCGAGGGACGUUAUCAGUGACUUUAAACAUCUUCUGGACUUUUGGAAACCUACUUCCACUGAUUUUGGGCCCCUACUUGUCCAUUUUUUGGUUCAAUAUUAUCCUAGCUUGUGUCCCAACAUCCUUCUUCGUCCUAUUCUUCUUGGUAGCACCCGAAUCUCCGUAUUUUCUCAUCAGUAAAAACAAGAUGAAUCAAGCGGAAACAUCUCUCCUCAAGUUGCGAUCCAAUAACAAGAAAGUGGUAGAGGAUGAAAUCCGCGGCAUCAAGUCCGAAUUGGCCAAAAAUGAAUCACAAGAAACGUUCCUUAGUUUAUUCAAAACCAGAAUCUACCUAAAGGGUUUAUUGAUUUCGUUAGUCUUGAUUAUCGCUCAACAACUUUCUGGAGUAAACGCCCUUACGUUUUAUACUCAAGAGAUCUUUGCAGCUGCCGGAGCCAACGGCUUGAAACCCGAAGUCUCGAGCAUUAUUAUAGGUCUAGUGAUAUUUGGUUCAAGUUUUGCCACUCCUUUCGUGGUCGAUAGACUCGGCCGGAGAUUUCUACUCCUAGGCUCACUUCUUGGAAUUACUCUCGCACAUCUAGCUUUCGGCGCCUAUUUCUAUCUCCAGACCUCAACAAAUUUAGACAUCAGUGGCAUUUCUUGGCUCCCUCUUACAAGUGCAGUACUUUUUGCCGUGACAUUUAACACAGGCCUGGGUCCAAUUCCUUGGACUGUUUCAGCGGAAUUGUUCCCAACAAGUGUCAAGCCUUACGCUGCUUCUUUAGUUUCCUUUGCUUGUUGGACGACUUCGUUUUUCGUAACCAAAUUUUUUAUUGAUCUGAAGAAUGGUCUAGGUUCAGGAGAAACGUACUGGUUGUUUGGUGGUUUCUGUUCGGCCGCUUGGUUUUUUACGUUUUUUUUUGUCCCAGAAACCAAAGGGAAGAGUUUUCAAGAGAUACAGGAGAUUUUGGAAAGGUGAUAGUUAAAGUGGGUGGAAAAAUUCGACAAGAUUUGUGAUUACGGAAACAAUAUAAAACAAUAGAUAUAUCUGAUCAUAAUCUUGGUGCGUUUAAUCGAUAAGACUGUGAUAAGGCAUCAUUUUAUUAGGAAUAUUUGUAAAUUGCGGAAAAAAUAAUAGAAUUUUAAUUGUAUAUUGUAUUUAUUUUUCUUGUUUAAUAAAUGAAAAUUAUAUUC